Molecule: messenger RNA, 1217 nt
Organism: Pimephales promelas (fathead minnow)
Lineage: Eukaryota; Metazoa; Chordata; Actinopteri; Cypriniformes; Leuciscidae
Source: RefSeq, a predicted model, not a curated record
AUGACGAUGGGUGUGUGCCCAAACAUCUCGUCCUCUCUCAGGAAGCUUCAGUUUAAUGCACUUUUGCACACCACGAACAUGGCAGAUGUCCAUAGAAAAGAACCAGGCGUUGUGAUUAAAGACGGGUGGUCAGGUUACAGUCUGGAGCUGUUUAAUUAUCCUAAGCAUUACCAGGGUGAUCUGGAGUGUGUGUACAUCCCUCAUGGAGUCAUUAUGAACAGGAUCGAGUGUCUGGCCAGAGACAUCCUUGAAGACAUCGGGGAUCAUGACAUGAUGGUUCUCUGUGUUCUGAAGGGAGGAUACAAGUUCUGUUCUGACCUGGUGGAGUCAAUCAAAGCUCAGAGUCGCAGCGCCAACAGAAGACUGACCACCAGAGUAGAGUUCAUCCGUUUUAAGAGCUAUCUGAAUGACCAGUCCACUGAAGAUCUGCACAUUAUUGGACCAGAUGACCUCUCCAUGCUGAAAGGAAAGAAUGUCUUGAUUGUGGAGGCAAUAGUGGACACAGGAAAGACAAUGACAGCCCUUCUACAGCACGUGGAGACUUUCCAGCCCAAAAUGGUUAAAGUUGCAGGGUUGCUGGUUAAGAGGGUUCCUCACGGGGCGGCAGAGCUCCCUGACUAUGUUGGAUUUGUCAUUCCCAAUCUAUUUGUGGUGGGUUACGCUCUGGACUACAAUGAGUACUUCAGGGACCUCAAUCACAUCUGCGUCAUCAGUGAGACAGGGAAACAGAAAUAUAAAGUGUGACAAAACUCCCUUCAAGAGGAAUGGACAUUUAUAUUACCAUAACGGAUGAAAAACUCAUUGUGACACAAGAUUACUGUGUUCUCAAAUCAGAGAUCUGAUAUCUGUCACUGACAUGCUGAAUUAUGUUUGAAAUAUUAUAUAAUGUGUUUUGCAUUAAUUGAGUAAAGUCACAUCACAAUACUAACGUGAUAUGAUGUGUAAAACAGACUUACUCUGUUCCAUUUUGUAUGCUGUAUCAGUUUAAGAGCCCAGCUGCCCAUUUUGUUCUCUUUAGAAGACAUUUGUUUGUGAGACCAUCUAUGCCACUGAGGACAUUCUAUGUUUUCGGGUUGUAGGGAGGCAGGAGCUUUAUCCAAUCACAAAAUUGGACAGUAGGUUAUAGCUAUAUAAAAUGAAUAGCAAUUUAAAUUUUGCUUUGUGAAAAUUCAAAUGUUACAGAUGAUACUACUGAAAUAAAAUGCCUUGAAAAUGCA